This is a messenger RNA of Alosa alosa (allis shad), 2760 nucleotides long. It is a transcript of the gene ftsj3, whose product is annotated as FtsJ RNA 2'-O-methyltransferase 3. Lineage: Eukaryota; Metazoa; Chordata; Actinopteri; Clupeiformes; Clupeidae. The coding region runs from base 112 to 2760 and encodes 882 amino acids. The record is from RefSeq and is a predicted model, not a curated record. Gene Ontology annotation, molecular function: rRNA (uridine-2'-O-ribose)-methyltransferase activity; rRNA (guanine) methyltransferase activity. Gene Ontology annotation, cellular component: nucleus; nucleolus; preribosome, large subunit precursor. Gene Ontology annotation, biological process: rRNA methylation; maturation of LSU-rRNA from tricistronic rRNA transcript (SSU-rRNA, 5.8S rRNA, LSU-rRNA); maturation of 5.8S rRNA from tricistronic rRNA transcript (SSU-rRNA, 5.8S rRNA, LSU-rRNA). The transcript is spliced from 21 exons.
ACCUUCCUGCGCCAGCCAGCUGUACACACGUGCAGUGUUUUCGGGAAGCGGCUGGUUAAAAAGUUAACCUGAAGCCCAUUAUUAUAUAGGACACUACUCGUAGAAUUGAAAAUGGGUAAAAAGCUAAAGGUCGGAAAGACCAGAAAGGAUAAAUUUUACCAUUUGGCGAAAGAGACGGGGUACAGAUCCCGUUCGUCUUUCAAGCUCAUCCAACUGAACAGAAAAUUCCAGUUUCUCCAGAAGGCCCGAGCUGUGUUGGAUCUUUGUGCGGCUCCCGGGGGUUGGUUGCAGGUGGCAUCUAAGUUUAUGCCAGUGUCCAGUCUCAUUAUUGGUGUGGAUCUGGUGCCCAUUAAGCCGAUCCCUAAUGUGGUGGCCCUGCAGGAGGACAUCACUACCGAGAAGUGCCGACAGGCGUUGCGCAAGGAGCUCCAGACGUGGAAGGUGGAUGUGGUCCUUAACGAUGGUGCACCCAACGUGGGAGCCAACUGGCAGCACGACGCCUUCUCUCAGGCCAACCUCACCCUCAUGGCUCUCAAACUGGCGUGUGAGUUUCUGGCCAAAGGUGGGACCUUCGUCACCAAAGUGUUCCGCUCCAAAGACUACCAGCCGCUCAUGUGGAUCUUCCAGCAGUUCUUCAAGAAGGUCCAGGCCACCAAGCCCCAGGCCUCCCGUAAUGAGUCCGCCGAGAUCUUCGUCAUCUGCCAGAGCUUUCUGGCUCCAGAUAAAAUUGAUAAUAAGUUCUUCGACCCCAAAUACGCCUUUAAAGAGGUGGAGGUGCAGGUCAAGACCGUUAAGGAGCUUGUCAACACAAAGAAACCAAAGGCUGAAGGAUAUGAUGAUGGAGUGUUGAGCCUCGAGUCUCACUCCGCCACCUCGGAGGAGAUCAAGGAGUGUUGCCGUGACAUCAAAGUCUUGGGGCGGAAGGAACUCCGACUGCUGCUGUCCUGGAGGGCCAAGCUGAGGCGCCAUGUGGCCAAAAAAGUGAAGGAGGACGGCAAACAGACUGGUCAGGAGAUCAGAAUGGGUUCUGAUGAAGAGAGUGACUCCGACGGUCAGGAGGCGGGUGGGGAGCGAACAGCUCUGUCUGCAGGGCGAGGCGAUGGCGAAGAUGAUGAGGAGGAGGAGAUGGAUAAGAAGCUGGCGCAGCUGAAAGCAGAGGAGAUCGCUGAUUUCAAACGGAAGAAGAAGAGGCUGCUGAAGGACAGGCGUAAGCAGAGAGAGAGGGUGGAGCUGAAGAUGGACCUGCCCGGGGUGUCCAUCGCCGACGGCAACGACAACUCCAUGUUCUCCCUCAACACCAUCAAUAAGGCCAAGGCGCUGUGUGAGAUCUCCGGUGGGGACAUGAAGGCGGUGGACGCCCUUCUGGAUGAGGAUGAGGAGGGCGAGGACGACGUGUACUUCUCUGAUGAAGAGGAAGACAAGAUCUCGCUGGCAUCCGACCUCGACUCGGACGACAUGGAGGAGGUGGAGCAGAAGGAGAAAGAGAUGGACAAGAAGCCCAAGAAGAAGGUGACCUUCAGUGCCCCUGAGGAGGAUGAGGAGGAGGAAGGCCAGGGCAAUGAGCUGCUGGUCGACCUGGAGGAGAAAGACGAGAAGAAGGAACGCGAGACCAGCAUGUGGUUCAGCAAGGGGAUCUUCUCUGAGCUGGAGCUUGAUGAGGAGACUGAUGCACUGAAGGAGAUUAGGCAAACUCAGAUACUUCAGAGCAAACAGGCCACCACAGGGCGAAAGAGGAAAGCUGAGGAGCAGCCGUCAGAGGAGCAGGAGAAGGAAGAGGAGGGGCCUUCACAGGAAGUGACUGCAGUGACACAGGAAAAGGACGAGGAGAGUGGGAGUGACACUGAUGACGACAGCAGCAGCGAUGAUGAGAAAGACAUCGCCCAGAUGAAGAGGUCAGCAGGGUCGCUGGAAAAUCCUCACGGGAGAUGGCUUAAUUUAAUGCAUCUACUUCAAGUUGUGCCGGUGGAGAGCACCAAUCUCACCUCCAAGAAGAAAAGCAGAGACCUGAUCGACGGCUCCUUCCACAGGUUCGCGAGCUCCGAGACCACAUGGGGUGUGCCAGCGUGGUUUGUGGACGAUGAGAAGAAGCACAGGAAGAAGCCCAUCCCCGUCUCCAAGGAGAUGGUGGAGGAGUACAAGCAGCGCUGGAGGGAGAUCGACGCCCGACCCAUCAAGAAAGUAGCCGAGGCCAAGUCCCGCAAGAAGAGAAGGAUGCUGAAGAAGAUGGAGCAGGCUAAGAAGAAGGCGGAGGCUGUGGUGAACACUGUGGACAUCUCUGAAAGAGAGAAAAUGGCACAGCUCAGAAGCAUCUAUAAGAAGGCGGGCGUGGGCAAGGAGAAGCGUGACGUCACCUACAUCGUGGCCAAGAAGGGGGCGGGCCGCAAGGUUCCGCGUCCGUCUGGCGUGAAGGGCCAGUUCCGCGUGGUGGACUCGCGCAUGAAGAAGGACAUGCGAGGCCUGCAGCGCAAGGAGCAGCGAGAGCGCGGGGGCAAAGGCAGGGGGUCCCAGCAGGCAGGGGGGGCAAGAGGGGGUCCAGCAGGCAGGGGCAGGGCGGUCCAGCAGGCAGGGGCAGGGGGGAAAGGGAGGAGGAAGGGGACGCAAGUAAACAGGAAGUCGUCGUCCCCUGUCCCCCCACCAAACUACGCCUGUAAUGACUUGUGCAGAGACACAUGCGCACACCGGCUUGAGCUUGGGAAUAACACCACCCCACCCCAGGGAAUCCCUCUCCUGUCAUGCAUACCCAUGGUGCAUUGUGGGUAG